AUGCAAGUUGGGUUAUUUCAAAAUGCUCGGUCUCAAAUGCAACGUGCAUUUCGCUUGUCUACGGAUGUGAACACUUUUUACACUGCUUGCAUCCUGCUACUUCACUGCUCUUCAGCUUUUUUCGUGGCGGCAAUCACUCCGUUCAUUGUGAGACGAUUUGCUUUACCGUCAUCUAUCCGAAACGAGGUGGAAUUGAACCUAUCCUUCAACACAUGCUUUUCUGAACUUCAUGGAAUUUGUUCCUUCCCCACGGCAACGGUGGAAUUUGAAAAGGGUACCCUGUUCUCGCCGUCUGUGCAUUACGCUUUAUCAGUACGUCUCCAAUUUGCGGAUAUUGAACAAGUACAGAAACUAGGCAUGUUCCAAAAUGUCCUAUCAAUUUAUGAUGGAGAAGAACUAUUGAGAAAGUACACAAAGUCAUCGUACUUGAGGAAGCCUACCUUCAUUACAAAGAUGGCAUGGGUUUUGUUCUUUCCGUUGUACUUCGUUGGCAUGUUCCACAAUUACAAUAUCAUAGAAGUUCCUUUGGCUAUGGAGCAUAUAGAAGCUGACGGUCGAUCAUCCUCAAAGCUUGUAUUCCAGCUUCAGGAUCGUUUUGCGCAGAUUGACAACGCUGUUCUCGUAAUCGAUGCUCGUUUCGGGAUUAUACGACAUUUGUUAUAUAAUUGGCCUCUUACUACAUCUUCCAUUCUUUUUGUGUCAUCACUCUUGGCAUGCUGUUUCUUGAUAGUUGUGUACUGGGGUACGAGAAGUUUAGUUGUGCUCUCGAGAGCCUCUGAAGGAAGUCGUGAGCACGACGUGGUCUCAGCAAAACUUACGUCAUGGUGCCUUCAAGCAAGUGCACCUGCAGAUGAAUAUCUCCCAGAUAAUGUGGAUGAAGUGCCUUCUUCUUUGGAUUUCACUGAUAUUCCGGGUUGGAGAAUACAAUCAUCGUUGAAGGAUGUGUCCCACAUGGAGCGAUGCUGUAAUGUGCGCCUCGGAGCUCACAAGGUGUCAAUGGUGUCCCCAGGUCCGUUGCUCGGAGACGCUACCUCACUUCCAUCUUUGUGUCAUGGAUUUUGUGGUCGCUACAAGUUACCUGCUGGAAACGAUAGUGGAACGGAAACAAUCUGGUCAGAGUGUGGUCCAUGCAAGUGGGGUAAUGGUGCGGUAGAUCAUCGAGUCUGUUCUCCAUGUCAGUCAGAACUGUCUCCAUAUGAUUGGCUUUUCCUGCUCUUUAUGGCUAUACUUCCACUCCUCGUGCACUGCUUCUGUGUGCAUUGGCACACACCCAAAAAU
Molecule: messenger RNA, 1278 nt
Organism: Ostertagia ostertagi
Lineage: Eukaryota; Metazoa; Nematoda; Chromadorea; Rhabditida; Trichostrongylidae
Source: the annotation of a GenBank genome assembly